UUUUACUUCGCUCUCCUGGAGCCCAGACAAUCGACUCGCAACUCGCCCCCCCGCACACACACCUCCAUCGCCCCGUGCUUCUGCACCUCCGCCGGUACCGGGAGAUCCCCCCCGCCCUGAGCCUCCUGAGAGGAGAAAAAAAACCCAAGGAAACAACAAAAAAAAAAAGAGAGAAAAAGGGGGCAAAACAAUAGAAGAGAGAGGGGGGAAGAGACAGGGGAGGAGGAGAGCAAAAAAAAAGCAGAGAAAAAGACUGCUGCAAAGCUGAUCUGAACAGCAAAGCAAACAAACUUUGAAAAUAAAGGGGGAACAGGAAGUUUGGCAACGGUGUCCCAUAGAUAUGGCAAUGGUAGUCGGUGCGUGGCGAGACCCCCAGGACGAUGUGCCCGGAGCUCAGGGAACGCAGCCUUCGCAAGCGCCGCCGGUGCAGGGACCCCCGGCCGGGGCCCCGCACACCCCGCAGACCCCGGGCCCCGGCGGCCCCCCCAGCACGCCGGCCCAGCCCAACCCGCCGAGCCAGCAGAGCCAAGGAGACAAGCAGCAGCAGCAGCAGCACAUUGAGUGUGUGGUUUGUGGGGACAAGUCUAGUGGCAAACAUUAUGGCCAGUUUACCUGCGAGGGUUGCAAGAGUUUCUUCAAGCGGAGUGUAAGGAGGAAUCUCAGCUACACUUGUCGUGCCAACAGGAACUGUCCCAUUGACCAGCACCACCGCAAUCAGUGUCAGUACUGCCGCCUCAAAAAAUGCCUCAAAGUUGGCAUGAGACGGGAAGCGGUCCAGAGGGGCAGAAUGCCACCCACACAGCCAACUCAUGGUCAGUUCGCCUUGACAAAUGGGGACCCUCUCAACUGCCAUUCCUACCUAUCCGGAUAUAUCUCCCUUCUUCUGAGAGCAGAGCCCUACCCCACCUCCCGCUUUGGCAGUCAGUGCAUGCAACCCAACAACAUCAUGGGCAUCGAGAACAUUUGUGAACUGGCAGCUAGGAUGCUCUUCAGCGCGGUGGAGUGGGCCAGGAAUAUCCCCUUCUUCCCAGACCUCCAGAUCACAGACCAGGUGGCCCUCCUGAGGCUGACCUGGAGCGAGUUGUUUGUCCUCAACGCUGCCCAGUGCUCCAUGCCCCUCCACGUAGCUCCGCUCCUGGCAGCUGCCGGCCUCCACGCUUCGCCAAUGUCUGCUGACCGAGUGGUCGCCUUUAUGGACCACAUACGAAUCUUCCAAGAGCAAGUAGAAAAACUGAAAGCAUUGCAUGUCGACUCCGCAGAAUAUAGCUGUUUAAAGGCCAUAGUCCUCUUCACCUCAGAUGCCUGUGGUCUCUCUGAUGUAGCCCAUGUUGAAAGUUUACAGGAGAAGUCACAGUGUGCUUUGGAAGAGUAUGUUAGGAGCCAGUAUCCCAACCAGCCAACACGAUUCGGGAAGCUAUUACUACGUCUCCCCUCCCUUCGCACUGUCUCCUCUUCUGUCAUAGAGCAAUUGUUUUUCGUCCGUUUGGUAGGUAAAACCCCCAUAGAAACCCUAAUCAGGGAUAUGUUACUGUCUGGCAGCAGUUUUAACUGGCCUUAUAUGUCCAUUCAAUAAAAUAUUCGAGAGAAAAAAAGAAAAGAAAAAAAAAAUCUUAAAAAAAAAAUUUAAAAGAAAAAAUUGAGAAGGGCGAUGAAAGAGAGUGAAAGGAAAGCAAAUGACAUUUGGGUUCUGGUUGUUACUUAAAUUUCCUUCUGCUAAGAAAGGAUGUAAAAGGAUGUUACAAGUUUGCUAAGAGAAGACAGGAAAAAAAAUUAAUGGACUGUGAAUUAAAAAAACAAAACAAAACAAAAGGAGAGACUGUCAAAUGAACUUUUACAGAAUGCAUUAAAAACUCCCGUGUCGUUCCGAAAAAAAAACUUGCUACUUCUCAUUUUUUGUAAAAAAUUCAAAAAUAAAGAGAGAAAGAAAAAAGAAAGAAAGAAAAAGGAGAAAGAAGAAGCGAGGAAGUGAUGUUGGGCUUUUUCUUUUUUUCUUUUUUCUUCCUUUUUUUUUUUUUCUUUUUCUGGGGUAAACUUUUUAAAAAAAUCUCGCUUAAAGUGCAUUUAAAGGAAAUUUGGAGAAAAAAAAUUAGCAGAACGGAAGAAAGUAAGUCUUUUUUUUCCAAAUUAUUAAUUGUCCUAUGUGUCUAUGUACCUAUAGCUGUUCUUUUUUGUAUUUUUCUGGUUUCAAACCAGUUUAUUCUGUGGUUCUAUAAUAAUUUUUGAUAUAACCUUGGCUUCUUUAAAAAAAAUAAAUAAACUGUGUAUCCUUAAAAUAUAUGUUCUGAAAGAAUUAAAACUGAGUCCAUGAAAGUAUCAUAGGAAGAAAGGAAAAGAGAAAAAAAACCCUCAACAACACAAUGAUGGAAGCGCACUUAAGGUGGUGACCCAAAAUCUAGCUUGAAGCUGAGAGAGCUAUAAUUAUAUAGACCCGAAUGAACCACACGUGUCAUAUAAACUACCCCCAAUCUAAGUUUUUUGAUAUUCGGUCAGAAAAUGAACUGUGGGGAUUUAUUAUAGGUAGAAGGAAUUUGUGUCCAAGACACAUUACGGUUUUUGAUUUAAAAAACAAAAAAAAAGGAAAAAAAAAAAACAAACCAAAACCAAGCAAAGUGAACUUUUGUAAUUUGAAUUGGGUUCCACAUAGUUCAUCAUGAAUUGUUAUUAAACUCCUCUAUCUGUUUGUAUAUUUGCAAGCCCUUUGUAUUAUAAUAAUUGUUGAUAUUUUCCCUUUUUAAAAAAUACCAUUGAAAUCAGCAUGACAAAAUAACACUGUUGGCACUUAUAGAUAACGUGAUUGAUUCAGUAUCUUAGAGUUUACAGUUUUGUGUUUAAAAAAAAAACUGAAGGUUUUUUUUUCUUUUUUUAAGUGCAACAUUUCUGUAUACUGUAAAAGUUAUAAUAACUGAACUGUUUGGUCGAGUCUUUGUGUGUUAUAUUCCAAGGAAAAUUGAAAGUAUUCAGAAAUUAAAAUAUUAUUUGAUAUCUGAAACUUGUUUGGCUGUCAUAAAUGUCUUUCAGAAACCGCAUUACUUCUCUCUAGUUUGCAGUCAUUUAAGUCCAUAGGCGAUUGAUUUGUUUACUUGUCACAGUAAGUUUGUAGCAGAUGUAUUGUAGUGUAUUUACCUGUUUAAUUCCGGGAUGGGGGCGGAGGACUUAAGUUCGUGGUUUAUCUCUGGUUUUAGGAAGUACUAUGCUGAAAUGGUAAACCAUCAACCCCCAUUCAUCUAAUCCUCCUGUUAAUUAAAAAUGGAUUUUCUGGGGUAAAAAAAAAAAAAAAAAAAAAAAAAAGGCCCUUAUUUUUGUCACACUUAAGUGCCUGCGUAGGAGAGGUAUUGUUGUGAAAAAGUAUUAGAAAUCUGGAGAUCAGUAUCUAUUUUAUGAUCAGAAUGGGGCGAAAAAACCUUUUGUAAAUGUCUGACAUAGGCGCACAAGAUCAUUCAAGCAAGGUAAUAGCAGUAUUGUAAAUAUAGGUCAGUUGUUUGCAAUGAG
Melopsittacus undulatus (budgerigar) is the source of this 3489-nucleotide messenger RNA. RefSeq names its product nuclear receptor subfamily 2 group F member 2 (gene NR2F2). NCBI's taxonomy places the organism in Eukaryota, Metazoa, Chordata, Aves, Psittaciformes, Psittaculidae. Gene Ontology annotation, biological process: cell differentiation; negative regulation of transcription by RNA polymerase II; anatomical structure development. The record is from RefSeq and is a predicted model, not a curated record. The transcript has 3 exons. Bases 341 to 1573 code for a protein of 410 amino acids. Gene Ontology annotation, molecular function: zinc ion binding; nuclear receptor activity; RNA polymerase II cis-regulatory region sequence-specific DNA binding.